Messenger RNA from Microthlaspi erraticum, 1389 nucleotides. NCBI's taxonomy places the organism in Eukaryota, Viridiplantae, Streptophyta, Magnoliopsida, Brassicales, Brassicaceae. The record is from the annotation of a GenBank genome assembly.
AUGCUCAACAAUACUAUUCUUCUCUUACCACAUCCUGACCCAGAACUAGUCGCUCAUGAUGUUCAUAGGCGAGUCAAUGCCUCUCUUUCGAGACGUCAAGCUAUGGACAUGACGGACCAAGCCGGUUCAAGCCCGUGCGUCACCGGAAAUCCAAUUGAUGACUGCUGGAAAUGUGACCCAAACUGGCCCAAUAACCGACAAGGUCUAGCCGAUUGCGGAAUCGGGUUCGGACAGUACGCUUUAGGAGGCAAAGGCGGUCGGUUCUACUUCGUCACUGACUCUUCCGACCACGAUGUGGUCAACCCUAAACCGGGCACUCUCAGAUAUGGAGUGAUUCAAGAAGAGCCAUUGUGGAUAGUGUUUCCAGCCAACAUGAUGAUUAAACUAAAGCAGGAGCUAAUAUUCAAUAGCUACAAGACACUUGAUGGAAGAGGAGCUAAUGUUCAUAUUGUUGGUGGUGGCUGCAUCACUCUUCAAUAUGUCUCCAAUAUCAUCAUUCACAACAUUCAUAUUCACCAUUGUUACCAAUCCGGGAAUACUAACGUGCGGUCAAGUCCAACGCACUACGGGUUCAGAACGAAAUCGGACGGUGAUGGUAUCUCCAUAUUCGGAUCAAAGGACAUAUGGAUCGACCAUUGUUCUCUGUCAAGAUGCAAGGACGGUCUGAUAGAUGCUGUGAUGGGGUCCACGGGGAUUACAAUAUCGAACAACUUCUUUUCUCACCACAACGAAGUCAUGCUUCUUGGUCACAGCGACCACUACGAGCCAGACAGUGGCAUGCAGGUAACAAUUGCGUUUAAUCACUUUGGGGAGAAACUAAUCCAAAGGAUGCCAAGGUGUCGACGUGGAUAUAUCCACGUGGUUAAUAACGAUUUUACACAAUGGGAAAUGUAUGCGAUUGGUGGUAGUGGUAACCCGACUAUUAAUAGUCAGGGUAACCGCUAUACGGCCCCAACUAACCCGUUUGCCAAAGAGGUGACUAAAAGAGUAGAAACACCGGAUGGUGACUGGAAAGGGUGGAACUGGAGAUCGGAGGGAGACAUUUUGGUUAAUGGAGCCUUCUUUAUAGCGUCUGGAGAAGGUGCGGAAAUGAGGUACGAGAAGGCCUACAGCGUCGAGCCUAAAUCUGCCUCGUUCAUCGACCAAAUCACAUUUCAUUCCGGCGUUCUCGGCGUUGGUGGCAGGAAUAACAAUCUGGGGAUGUGGACUACUACUGGAUCGGAAGGUAACACCGGUUUGGAUUCUUAUAAUGACUAUACCGAUGAAAUGUCUGGAACCGGUUCAACUAUUCGGUUGUCUUUUUCAGUUAUUGCUUUAGCUUUCGUGCUCCAUUUGAUAUCAUAUAUGGUCAUGUUCGUUUCUUCAACCCAAAUGUUCAUGAUGUUGUAA